Spea bombifrons (plains spadefoot toad) is the source of this 2873-nucleotide messenger RNA. RefSeq names its product deoxyribodipyrimidine photo-lyase-like. The coding region runs from base 70 to 2670 and encodes 866 amino acids. Gene Ontology annotation, biological process: circadian regulation of gene expression; entrainment of circadian clock by photoperiod. NCBI's taxonomy places the organism in Eukaryota, Metazoa, Chordata, Amphibia, Anura, Pelobatidae. Gene Ontology annotation, molecular function: FAD binding; DNA binding. Gene Ontology annotation, cellular component: cytoplasm; nucleus. The transcript is spliced from 8 exons. The record is from RefSeq and is a predicted model, not a curated record.
AAACACAUAGUUUUUGCUGUUUAUGUAACCGUGUUCGUGGAAUACAUUAAGCGGAGCUGCUCAUUCAGUAUGGAUGGACCUGUCUCCCCUUCAUUGUCCCAGAUGGAGGGACUGCUGCAGGGGCUGUUGGCAGGCUCUAUAGAAGCUGAUGAAUUCUUCUGCAUGGUGCUCUCGUUACUGGGCAGCCACAGGACUCGCUCCCAAUUCCCUGGGAUAGUGGGGAGGCUGAGAAAGCAGGAGCCCACACUGUAUGCUCAAUUAAUUCACAUGCACGCCGACUACUUCCACCAGGUGUCCCCAGAUUCUGAAGUUUUGGAUCAUGAUAUUGACCUGGAGCUUGCCAUAGCUUUAUCUCUCCAGGAAGACUCUUCUACUGCGCAGCCUACCGAAAGUUCACCUGCAUUUCAGGAAUUACAAAGACAAAGCGGAGAUGCCAAGAUUUCCUUUGCCGAAGCUGCUAGAGGGUCCUCUUCUCAAAGUCACAAGGACCCAACACCUUCACGGUUCAACAAAGAUGUAAAGACAAAGGACAACCAGACCAUGAAAGAACUUCCUCAAACUCUACAGAGGCUUCAAGCUGUUGAGCAGAAGACGAACGUCGGCAUCUCAUACAAUGGUCAACCAGAACCGGAGGACUGCGUCCUCAACACGGACGGUGGGGAUCUUUUCUCUUUAGAACCUUCAGAUCCUAAACAAAGCAAACCUAAAAAGAGCAGAAGAAACAGAAGAAAGAAAAGCUCUGAUCCAUUGAAGAGUCCUGUUUGCAUGCGACCAGUCCUGGUUUGGUUCAGGAGAGAUUUGCGCUUAUACGAUAACCCGGCGCUAAUGGCCGCCCUGGAGCUUGGAGUUCCGGUCAUCCCUGUGUUUUUGUGGUGCUUGACUGAAGAAACUGGUCAGAAUUUCACACUUGCUACUGGUGGGGCUACUAAAUACUGGCUACACCAUGCUUUAUCCCAGCUCAAUCAGUCUUUGGGGCACAAAUUUGGCAGCCAUAUUGUUUUUCGGGUGACCCAGUCUUGUGCCCGGGAGCUGACAUCUCUUGUACAGGAGACGGGGGCGGACACUGUUGUAGUGAACACAGUAUACGAGCCGUGGUUGAAAGAAAGAGAUGAUAUCAUAGCCGAGACCCUAAAGAAACAAAGGGUGAAGUUCAAAAGGUUCCAUUCGUACUGCCUGUAUGAGCCCUACUCCGUCAGCACAGAAGGGGUAGGUUUAAGAGGUAUUGGCUCCGUGACUCACUUCAUGAGCUGCUGUAAAAGGAACACCUCUGGUCCACUAGGAACCCCUCUCGAAGCCCCCACUAGCUUGCCUAUUCCAUCACGCUGGCCUGAAUCAUCGGACCUAAGCAGACUGAACCUGUCACGAAUGCCACGUAGGAAAGAUGGCACCGUGGUCGAUUGGGCAGCCACUAUCCGGGCAACCUGGGACUUCAGUGAAGACGGUGCUUUUAGGUGUUUAACCAACUUUCUUGAACAUGGUGUCAGACACUAUGAGAAGGAAUCUGGCCGAACUGAUGAACCGUACACAAGCCAUAUUUCUCCAUACCUCCACUUUGGUCAGAUCAGCCCCCGCACUAUCUUACAUGAAGCUUAUUUUACUAAAAAGAACGUUCCGAAAUUCCUGAGGAAGCUUGCUUGGCGUGACUUGGCAUAUUGGCUGCUUGUCCUCUUUCCUGACAUGCCGACCGAACCCAUCAGACCUGCAUAUAAGAGUCAGCGCUGGAGCGGUGACCAGGACCAUUUACGAGUGUGGCAGAAAGGCAUGACUGGUUACCCGCUGGUAGACGCGGCCAUGAGAGAGCUCUGGUUGACCGGAUGGAUGAAUAACUACGCAAGACACGUGGUCGCCUCCUUCCUGGUGGCGUAUCUGCAUAUUCACUGGGUGCACGGAUACCGAUGGUUCCAGGACACCCUUGUGGAUGCGGAUGUGGCCAUCAAUGCCAUGAUGUGGCAGAAUGGGGGCAUGUCGGGACUCGAUCAUUGGAAUUUUGUUAUGCACCCAGUGGAUGCUGCUCUCACUUGUGACCCGUACGGCUCCUAUGUGCGCAAGUGGUGUCCGGAGCUCGCUGGGCUGCCCGAUGAAUACAUCCAUAAACCAUGGAAGUGCGCGCCAUCUCAGCUUCGACGGACAGGUGUAACUCUAGGCGAAACCUACCCUCAUCGCAUAGUCGUAGAUUUAGAAGAGCGGCGAGAGCAGUCGUUGAGAGACGUGGUGGAUGUUAGGAUGAGGCACUCUGCAUACAUAGAUGAUAUUUCUGGAUGUGACAUGGUGCCCAUUCCUGAUCAUCUCCUGGCCCUCACACUGGGGCAGUCUGAAGGAGAAGAUGAUGUCAUCAAAAGCCAAAAAGGCCGCUUCCUCUUACCAGUCAUCACCCGAAAGGAGUUCAAGUACAAAACCUUGCAGCCCCAUGCAAAGGAUAACCCCUUCAACACCGUGCUUAAAGGCUACGUAAGUCGCAAGCGCGACGAGACCAUCGCUUACAUGAAUGAAAGGCAUUUCACAGCAAGUACCAUCUCGGAGGCAACACAGAUGCACGAAAGGAGAGAAAGGACCUCGCGGUUAUUGGAGGGUCUCCCUCAACCCAAAGACCCCAAAAAUAAAAGCAGGCGUACGCCGAGGAACGACCCCUACACUGUUGUUCCCCCGGGUUUUUUCCACCUUGCUAAUUAGAAGAUGACUUUCACGCAAACAUACUAUUUAUUUUUUUGUUAUUAACCCGGAGGAUAUUUGAUUGUAAAUUACCGUUUUUUCUUCCAGUGGGACAUCUAUAUUACUGGGAUUUUUAUUUAUUUUACAUUAAUUUUAAUAAAUUCCUGUAAGGAAGGAAAACAAUGUUUUAGAACGUUCCAUAUUAAAAAUGCCAACUUUCUUCC